Molecule: messenger RNA, 633 nt
Organism: Geodia barretti
Lineage: Eukaryota; Metazoa; Porifera; Demospongiae; Tetractinellida; Geodiidae
Source: the annotation of a GenBank genome assembly
AUGCUCCAGACCACCGAUCCCGUAACCCGCGAGAUCAUCAAGAACGCCCUCAUGAGCGCCGCCGACACCAUGGCCCUCACCGUGGUUCGCACCGCCCGCUCGGCCGUUAUCAAGCACGGCAUGGACUUCUCCACCUCCCUGUUCAACGCCGAGGGCCAGCAGGUCGCCCAGGGCCUCACCCUGCCGCCGCAUCUCGGCAGCAUGGCCCCCGCCCUCGAGGGAGUGAUGAACGCCUUCGGCGACGACGUCCUCCCCGGCGACAUCUUCGCCAACAACGACCCCUACGAGGGUGCCAGCCACCUGCCCGACAUCUUCUUGUUCAAGCCCAUCUUUCGUGAACGACGUGCUGAUCGGCUGGAGCUGUUGCAUCGGGCACAUCAGACCGACAUCGGAGGACGCGUCGCCGGCGGCAACGCCUGCGACAACACCGAGAUCUUCCAGGAGGGCCUGAUCCUCCCGCCCCUCAAGCUCUACGAGGAGGGCGAGCUCAACAAGGCCGUCUGGCGCAUCCUCGAAAAGAACGUUCGCGUCCCCGACAAGGUCCUCGGCGACGUCCAGGCCCUCUCGCCGCCGUCCGCUUCGGCGAGCGCGACCUGCUCCGCCUCGUCGACGAUUACGGCCUCGAAGAGAUGA